Messenger RNA from Coregonus clupeaformis (lake whitefish), 726 nucleotides. RefSeq names its product fibroblast growth factor 5-like. Gene Ontology annotation, biological process: positive regulation of cell population proliferation; positive regulation of gene expression; positive regulation of protein phosphorylation. The record is from RefSeq and is a predicted model, not a curated record. Bases 1 to 726 code for a protein of 241 amino acids. Gene Ontology annotation, cellular component: cytoplasm. The transcript has 3 exons. Gene Ontology annotation, molecular function: fibroblast growth factor receptor binding; growth factor activity. Lineage: Eukaryota; Metazoa; Chordata; Actinopteri; Salmoniformes; Salmonidae.
AUGAAUGUUCCUCUCUCCCAUUUUGCCUUCGCUCUGCAGUUGAUUUGCGCCGCUGUGGUUGCCGUCUCUGCCGCUGUAGUCACUGGAUCCGUUGGAUACGUCUCCUUGGAGGACCAACUUCUGGAAGAAGGUACUAUCAGUGGUUCAGGACGCAGGACUUGCAGGCUUUACUGUCGGGUUGGCAUUGGUUUCCAUCUCCAGAUCCACACUGACGGAAGAGUCAACGGCAGUCAUGAACCUAAUCAGUUGAGUGUCCUUGAGCUCUUUGCGGUUUCUCAGGGGGUCAUCGGUAUCCGAGGAGUCUACAGCAACAGAUUUCUAGCCAUGAACAAGAGAGGAAGGCUGCAUGCCGUCGAGCGGUUCACGGACGACUGUAGGUUCCGGGAGCGUUUCCAGGAGAACAGUUACAACACGUACGCCUCGGUGUUGCACCGGAACCACCGGACGGGACGGGACUGGUACGUGGCCCUGAACAAGAGAGGCAAAUCCAAGAUGGGCUCCAGCCCCAGGGUCAAAUCACAGCACGUUUCCACGCACUUCCUCCCCAGGCUCAAUGUGCACCACCUGCAGAGCGUUCGAGGCUUCGCCAUCACCAACAGGAGCAAAGAGAGGAGGAACAGCCUUCCACCACAACCGGCACUCGCCAAACCGCCCUCACAGCCAAAUGCAGGGACAAGGAAGAGGGUGCAGACUGUCAAGUACUGGCCCAAGUUUCGGUUUGGAUAG